GUCAUUAGUCUGUGGUCAAGUAUGGGAAAAAAUUGAGGGCAAUAAUCUCGAAUAGAGAUUUUUAAUGAAAGAAAUGGAGAAUUUUUCAAGAGUUGAGAAAAUCGGUGAAGGAACAUAUGGUGUUGUUUAUAAAGCACGAGAUAAACUAACUGGUAAAGAUAUUGCAUUGAAGAAAAUUAAACUCGAAAAUGAGCCCGAAGGAGUACCAUCGACUGCUCUGCGGGAAAUCUCAGUAUUGCGAGACUUGAAGCACCCUGCAGUAGUACAGUUGCUGGACGUAGUCCUGGCUGACACUAAGCUGUUCCUGGUGUUUGAGUUCCUGCACAUGGACCUGAAGAAACUUAUGGAACUGACUAAAGGCGCUUUAAAACUAGAUCUUGUUAAGAGCUACCUCCAGCAGCUGCUAGAAGGUGUGGCGUACUGUCACUCACAGCGCGUCUUACAUCGUGAUCUCAAGCCCCAGAACCUAUUAGUAGAUACAGAAGGCCACAUUAAACUAGCGGACUUUGGUCUCGCGCGCGCAUUCGGUAUUCCAGUCCGAGCGUACACACAUGAGGUUGUGACUCUAUGGUAUCGCGCGCCUGAGAUAUUACUUGGCACUAAAUUUUACUCAACAGCCGUCGACGUAUGGAGCUUGGCGUGUAUUUAUGCUGAAAUGGUGAGCGGCAAAACCCUAUUCCCAGGGGAUAGCGAAAUCGAUCAACUGUUCCGAGUAUUCCGUGCUCUGGGCACACCAGGCGACGAAGUGUGGCCUGGUGCUAGAUUGCUACCGGACUACCGCGCAGCGUUCCCGCGAUGGCCGAAGCGCGAAGCACGAACCCUGCUACCAACAGCUGUCCGCGCUUCGGUGCACGCUUGCACGCUGUUCGAAGCGAUGCUUCGCUACGAACCGAGCGAACGCGUGUCGGCUCGCUCGGCGCUUCAGCACCCAUACUUCGCUGACGCUCGCCUUGUUCCACCAGCAAUUCCUUCCGCACCGGCCGCCUCUACUUCCACUAUCAUACACCACAGCCUCGCUGAUCUCUGACGACUGACUUUAUGUUAAUUUUAUUGACGGAUAGGAUUUAUUAUGUAACAUAGAUCGCCUUUACCGAUCUUAAUGGAACAAUGGACUAAAUAAAAAUUUGUGGACAUUUGAUAUAUUUAUAA
Molecule: messenger RNA, 1149 nt
Organism: Pararge aegeria (speckled wood butterfly)
Lineage: Eukaryota; Metazoa; Arthropoda; Insecta; Lepidoptera; Nymphalidae
Gene: Cdk2
Product: cyclin-dependent kinase 2
Exons: 4
Coding region: 65-1027 (320 amino acids)
Biological process (GO): protein phosphorylation; regulation of G2/M transition of mitotic cell cycle; regulation of gene expression
Cellular component (GO): cyclin-dependent protein kinase holoenzyme complex; nucleus; cytoplasm
Molecular function (GO): cyclin binding; cyclin-dependent protein serine/threonine kinase activity; ATP binding
Source: RefSeq, a predicted model, not a curated record